AUGCGGUGGACAAUUUUAUUUUGUCUUUUGAAUGUAUGUAGCUGCUACAAAGUGCUCCUAGUCUUUCCGUUCCCUUUUAAGAGUCAUAGCAUUCUUGGAAGAGGAUUUGUACGGAACCUACUCAGCGCCGGCCAUGAGGUAACCUACGUCACGCCUUUCGCCUUAAACAGCUCUCAUCCAAAGCUCUAUCAGGUCUCAUUAAAUCUGUCUAGUACUCAUUUUGAGAAAUACCUGGACAUAAAACCAUUGUUAGAGAGAGCUGAACCAAUGAAUUAUUGGGACGUUUUUGGGCUUAUGCGGGGCGUGACGGAAAUGGCUGCCAAAGAUAUUUACAGCGGUUUCUCCGCCUUAUAUGACUGCCCGUUCAUCUGGUUCUUCCCUUACGAUCAGUAUUUGGAAAUAUUUCGUGUAAUGCACACUCCACCUAACCCAGCAUACACGCCAAACUUAAGAACCAGAAACAUUCCACCUUUCACCUUCCAGCAGCGAGUUCAGGAGUUGUGGUAUUCGAUUACCACCUUAUUUUACAGAACUUAUUACUAUACACCAGUAGAAAAGGGCAUCUAUAAAAACUUCUUCGCAUCAGCUAUGAGCAAACGUGGUAAGAAGUUGCCAGAUUACGACGCCGUAAGGUUCAACGCGUCUCUAGCAUUUAGCAACGCAUACGUCACCAUGAGAGAUGUAUCAGAAACUCCAACCGCCUUAAAGAAUAUUGGCGGUUUUCAUAUUGAUACAAAACUGGAAUCAUUGUCACAGAAAUUGCAAGACAUUAUGGAUAGAAGCACACAUGGAGUUAUAUUGUUCAGUAUGGGCACUCAUUUGACUUCACGUGGAUUGCCGAAGCUUGUCAGUGAAUUUGUGGAAACCUUCAGAAGGCUAAAGUACACAGUUUUAUGGAAGACGAAUGAAGCAAACCUGACCUUACCGAGUAAUGUUAUUCCAUUGCAAUGGAUACCGCAAGUGAGUGUUUUGGAUCAUCCAAAUUGCGUGCUUUUCAUAACACACGGAGGUCUCAUGUCAAUCACGGAAAGUGUUCAUUUCGGAAAGCCCAUCGUCGGCAUACCAGCCUAUUCAGAUCAAUUCAUAAACGUGAGGAUUGCUGUGAAGAACGGUUUCGCCAAAGAAGUGAAGUUGUCCUUGGAUUUGGGGAAUGAGUUGUUUGACGCGAUCAACGAGGUCGUCAAUAACCCUCGGUAUACUCAAAGAGCGAAAGAGAUGUCUUUGAUCUACCAUUCGAGGAUAGCGAAACCUGGUGCAGAGCUGGUGCACUGGGUCCAGCACGUUAUAGAAACGAAAGGAGCUCAGCACCUUCGAUCAGCGGCACUCCAAAUGCCCCUAUAUCAGAAAUGCUAUCUAGAUCUCAUUAUUAUUGUUAUAAUAUUAUUAACUAUUCUAAGAUAUAUAGCGCGUAGAACAUUCGAACGUUUAACUAGGAAAACAAAUGGUAUAAAGAAAACGAAUUAA
Leptosia nina is the source of this 1464-nucleotide messenger RNA. The record is from the annotation of a GenBank genome assembly. NCBI's taxonomy places the organism in Eukaryota, Metazoa, Arthropoda, Insecta, Lepidoptera, Pieridae.